Messenger RNA from Dictyostelium purpureum, 626 nucleotides. RefSeq lists its product as uncharacterized. The record is from RefSeq and is a predicted model, not a curated record. The transcript is spliced from 2 exons. Bases 1 to 438 code for a protein of 145 amino acids. NCBI's taxonomy places the organism in Eukaryota, Evosea, Eumycetozoa, Dictyosteliales, Dictyosteliaceae.
AUGAGAAAUGAAAAUCAUAAUAGGGUAAAUCCAAGCCAAGGAUACUUAUCGGAUAACGCAAGAAAUGCGUUGUUUGAUGGUAAAGAUAGGAGAUUUAAUAACAAUUUUAAUGCAGAAAGAGAUGUAUUAUCAAACCAAGAUAUUUUAGAACAACAAAGAAAACAAAUGGAUGACCAGGAUAAAAUGUUGGAUGCUUUGUCAGGUAGCGUUGGCAGAGUUAAAGAAAUAGCGAUUACAAUCGAUAAAACAGCACAAGAACACUGUGAAAUUUUAGAUGAAUUGGAUGUUCAAGUUGAUAGUACAUCGGCUAGAUUAAGAAAUACAACCAAAAGUUUAAUACAUUUAACACAAGAGGCAAAAACUACAGGCUAUUGGGGUGUAAUUUGUUUUUUAAUUUUAGUUUUAAUAAUAGUUAUAGUUUUGGCUGGAGCUUUGUAAAUUACCAAAUAAUAAAAUAUAUAUAUAUCAAGAAUAAUAAACAAUAAAUUAUGAUUAAAUAAUAAUUUUGUAUAAAAAAAAAACAAAAACAAAAAAACUAACGAUAUAGAUUAUAUCUUUUUUUUUUUCCAAUUAAACUAAAAACUAUAAAAUAAACUUUUAAUAAAUAUUUAAAAUUAAACAUAAGG